Molecule: messenger RNA, 1152 nt
Organism: Endocarpon pusillum Z07020
Lineage: Eukaryota; Fungi; Ascomycota; Eurotiomycetes; Verrucariales; Verrucariaceae
Exons: 2
Coding region: 1-1152 (383 amino acids)
Biological process (GO): fungal-type cell wall organization; carbohydrate metabolic process
Cellular component (GO): fungal-type cell wall
Molecular function (GO): glycosyltransferase activity; hydrolase activity, hydrolyzing O-glycosyl compounds
Source: RefSeq, a predicted model, not a curated record
AUGCAUAUUUCAACACUCUUUGGGGCACUCCCCGUUCUCAUUGCGAUCCUUACACCCACUACUUUUGCGCAAACAUGGUCUUUCUGCAACCCCAUGAACCAGACCGGUUGCCCCAACGACAUCGCUCUCGGCAUCUCGAACUAUAGUAUCGAUCUUACAUCGCAAAUAAUGUCGACCGAUGUCUGGAACACCACCGCUGGAACGAUCAAUUAUGACUUUAAAGAAGGGGCACAAUUUAUCAUCGAGAAGAAACUCGAGUCUCCUACCAUUCAGUCCAAUUUCCAUAUCUUCUUCGGACAGGUCGAGGUCAUCAUGAAAGCUGCUCUGGGCCAGGGUGUCGUUAGUUCAAUUGUGAUCCAAAGUGACGACUUGGAUGAGAUCGAUUGGGAGUGGAUUGGUGGGAAUCAGACCCAUGUACAGACAAACUACUUCGGCAAGGGCAAUACAACUUCCUACGACCGCGCCAUUUGGCAUGAAGUGCAGACUCCGCAAGAGCUCUACCACAACUACACCACCGACUGGCAAAAGGACAAGACUGAUUUCUACAUUGACGGUCAAGUUAUUCGAACACUCAAGAAGGAAGAGGCGAACGGAGGCAAGAAUUACCCGCAAACUCCUGCUGAUGUUCGUCUGGGUAUCUGGCCUGGCGGAGAUCCCAAAAACAAUGAAUACACUAUUGAGUGGGCAGGAGGAGCGGUAGACUACGAGCAGGCACCCUUCACCAUGGCUGUCAAGAGUGUUCGUGUUAGCGAUGCCAGUACUGCGACAGAAUACCACUGGAGUGACCAGACUGGAAGCAUGGAAAGUAUUGAGGUCAUCAAUGGCACAAAACGUGCCUUUGGUCUUGAUGGCAACAACAGCGUCUCCCCCGCGCAGACUGCCGCCCAGCGCUGGAGAGCACUCUCCGAUACUGCCAAGAUCGCCAUCUUCUGCUCCGUUGGUGGUGUGCUACUCGUUGCGAUGGGCAUUAUGGCUUUCUGCUGCAUCAAGCAACGAAGGGCUGGCAAGAAAGAACGUGUCCUUGCUGAUGCUGAAUUCGAAAAGGGCACCGCAGAGCUGCUCGCUUUUAGAGCGGAGAUGAACCGCCAGCGGGCCCUGCGGAUGCAGGACACCAAAAGUGGCCUAGGCGGGAAUGGCUAUCAGAAAUUCUGA